This is a messenger RNA of Brassica oleracea var. oleracea, 510 nucleotides long. RefSeq lists its product as uncharacterized. The transcript has a single exon. NCBI's taxonomy places the organism in Eukaryota, Viridiplantae, Streptophyta, Magnoliopsida, Brassicales, Brassicaceae. The record is from RefSeq and is a predicted model, not a curated record. The coding region runs from base 1 to 336 and encodes 111 amino acids.
AUGGGAAACUGUUUGGAUGGAGGAAACAACAUUGAAAGAAUGGUACAAGAAAAUCAAGAAUUGAAGAAAGUUGACAACAGAAAGAACCGGAAAGUGAAGAUUGUUUUGAGAAGAGAUGAGCUAGAGAAACUCAUUCUCUUCCAGUUAAACGCUGGCAAAGGAGAAACAACUUUGGACUCUUUAGGCGAUUUUCUCAAGGAGUUAGAGGCGGAGAGAUCUGCCGGUGGAGCCGCAGCAAAGGCGGUAGAAGAAGAGGAUGAGUCUUGCCGGAGAAGUAAAAAAUGGAGACCGUCGUUCGACAAAAUCAUUGAAUGGCCCGAAGAAACACUUGCGUAAUCACUUCCUUAAUUUAGAUCAUUAAGGUUUUAAAAUUUAUUUUUAUGUUUCUGAGUAUGGAGUUUUUUGUGGGGGGAGUUUGAUUUUUCAGGAUUUUUUUUCUCCUUUUUCCGAUGGAAUUUUUCAUCUGAGAUAUGUUUUGUUCUCAGAGUGAGAUAUCUUCGGUGUUUGAAA